AUGACGCAUUUUUCUGUGGGAAGAGAACGUAUCACUGAUGAAGAGAGGUCAGGACGGCCAGCAACAAGCAGAACUGAAGAAAAUAUUGCAAAAGUUCGUCAAAUUGGGCGUGAAAAUUGUCGGCUGACUGACAGGAGCAUAGCAGAGCAAGCGAACAUGGACACAGAAACAGUUACGAAAAUCUUAACCGAAGAUCCUGACAUGAGGAAGGAAAGAUAUAAGACUUAUGGUUGUCACAGAGAUUUGAUACACAUGCACACAUGCAUUUUUAUCAAAGAUCCACCUUUAAGGACAGCUAGUGCUCUAGGAAAGAUGGUGGUUGGAGGCGAGUGUAAAUACAUCUAA
Cryptotermes secundus is the source of this 345-nucleotide messenger RNA. RefSeq names its product protein GVQW3-like. NCBI's taxonomy places the organism in Eukaryota, Metazoa, Arthropoda, Insecta, Blattodea, Kalotermitidae. Bases 1 to 345 code for a protein of 114 amino acids. The record is from RefSeq and is a predicted model, not a curated record. The transcript is spliced from 2 exons.